Molecule: messenger RNA, 1410 nt
Organism: Elephantulus edwardii (Cape elephant shrew)
Lineage: Eukaryota; Metazoa; Chordata; Mammalia; Macroscelidea; Macroscelididae
Gene: DCSTAMP
Product: dendrocyte expressed seven transmembrane protein
Exons: 3
Coding region: 1-1410 (469 amino acids)
Cellular component (GO): membrane
Source: RefSeq, a predicted model, not a curated record
AUGGGCGUUUGGACCCUCAGCACCAGUAUCUUUCUAAAUCUUUGGAGGAGCUAUGUGUCUCCAAGGAGCACUGGGUGGAUGGACUUCAUCCAACACUUAGGUGUUUGCUGUUUUGUUGCUUUUCUUAUGGCAAGCCUCCUUUCUGUGGUCUUCUACUGGCUUUUGCCACCAUUCCUGGUGUUUACUAUCUCCUGGAUCACCACAUGUAUACUGCUCUACUGUUCCAAGCACGCUCGAUGCUUCAUGCUUCUCCUGUUUCUCUCCUGUGGCCUGCGCGAGGGCAGGAAUGCUCUGAUCGCAGCUGGCACAGGGAUAGUGAUAUUUGGGCACGUGGAGAAUCUUUUUCACAACUUCAAGGGCCUCCUGGACAGCAUGGCUUGCAACCUAUGGGCCAAGAGCUUAUCCAUACAUUUUCCACUUUUGGAAAGGUAUAUUGAAGCUAUUCGGUGGAUUUAUGGCCUUGCAUCUCCACUAAGUCCAUUCAAUGACCUUAUUUCGUGGAACCAGACCCUGGUGGUCUCUCUUUUCAGUCCCAGUGAAGUGGUGAAGGCGCAGCUAAAUGACAGCAGAAGCGAAGUCCUGCUUGUGAUGUACCGAAUGAUGACCACCGCCGAAGUGCUGUCCUCCUUCGGUCGGCGGCUGUUUGCUGUCGUGGGGCUCGUGCUCGUCGUCCUCGGCACUGGUCUCUUCAUGAAGAGAUUUCUGGGCCCCGGAGGCUCAAAGUUUGAAAACAUCUAUAUCACCAGCCAAUUUGUUCAGUUUGAUGAAAGGGAGCGACUCCAGCAGCGGCCCUGUGUCCUCCCACUGAGGAAGAAGGAACAGAAGACGUACGUUGUCGUCCCAUCUUUCUGUCUGACUCCCAAGGAACGGAGAAACCUGGGACUGUAUUUCAUCCCUGUACUCACCCACCUCUACAUCUGGGUGCUGUUCGCAGCCGUCGACUACCUGCUGUAUCGGCUCAUCUGCUCCGUGAGCGAGCACUUCCAAAGCUUGCCAGAGCUGGAGGUGCACUUGAAACUACACACAGAGGUACAAGGACCCAAAGGCAUCAUCAAUGAUUCAUCUUUUCAUAUAUCUCUGUUUGAACCCAGCUGUAUUCCCAAGCCACAGCUCCUUCUGUCUAAGACCUGGGUUCCUCUCAUGAUUAUUCUUGUGCUGCUGGUAGCAUUGGGACUGUUGUCUUCCACCCUUAUGCAACUUAAAAUCCUGGUGUCGACAUCCUUCUACCCGAGUGUGGAGAGGCAGCGCAUCCAACACCUGCACACCAAGCUACUCAAGAAAAGAGCAGAGCAGCUGCCAGAAGCCCGAAGGAAAGGGAGUCUGUAUCUUACAAAGAUUCACUUCUGGCUUCCAGUCCUGAAGAUGAUGAAGAAGACACAAAUAGACAUCGCAAGUACAGAUGGCCCAUGA